AUGUCUGAUUCAAACAAAAACGUCGCAUCUUUGAUUAUUGACUUUUUAGCCAAUGUUGUGGAACAAAAGUCUGUAUCACAGGAUGCUGCUGACUCUUUAAAUGUAGCGAUUGAUUGUAUAUCGGAAGCUUUUGAGGUUAACAAGGAUGCUUCUAAGUCAGAAUUUGGUGGAAAGAGUUUAGUUGAACUGUUAGAAUCGGCAUCAUCCGUCAAUGUUCGCGGUGGAUCAACAACGCAAGGGGAAAGCGUUGAGGUUAAUAUACCACAGGAAGAUGCUGAGACAAAGGCUGAAGCUGAGGCUCUUAAGUUGAAGGGCAACAAGGCCAUGGCUAGCAAAGACUAUGAACUCGCUAUCAAAAACUAUACUGAUGCUAUCAAGAUUUUGCCAACGAAUGCCGUUUAUUAUGCAAAUAGGGCUGCAGCAUAUUCUUCGUUGAAGGACUUUGAGAAUGCUAUUGAGGAUGCCCAAUCUGCCAUCAAAGCAGAUCCUUCAUACUCAAAGGGUUAUUCAAGGUUAGGUUAUGCUACCUUUGCUCUUGGACGAGCAGAGGAGGCUUCAGAGGCUUACAAGAAAGUGCUAGAUAUUGAGGGUGAAAAAGCCAGUGACGUAAUGAAAAGGGAUUAUGAAACUGCUAAGAAGAAAGUUGAGCAAUCGUUAGAUUUAGAAAAAUCAACCGAAAAGAACACUAGAUCAGCACAAAAUGAAUCUGGUUCGGCUCCCGGCGGAUUUGGUGAUUUCGCAUCAAUGUUGGGAGGCGGUCUGGGUGGCCUUUUGAACAAUCCUCAAUUGAUGCAGGCAGCUCAGCAAAUGAUGCAAAACCCACAAGCUAUGCAGCAAAUGGAAAGCAUGAUGCAAAAUCCUGGUAUCAAGAAGAUGGCUGAGGGUUUCGCUAAUGGCCAGGGAGCACCAAGCAUGGCCGAUUUAAUGAGUAAUCCUGCCCUAAGAGAGAUGGCAGGCGGCUUGUUUGGAGGAGCUGGAGCUGGAGCUGGAGCUGGAGCGGGAGCUGGAGCUGGAUCCGAUGUUACCAAGACCGAGGGUCCUAAUUAG
Zygotorulaspora mrakii is the source of this 1047-nucleotide messenger RNA. RefSeq names its product Sgt2p (gene SGT2). The record is from RefSeq and is a predicted model, not a curated record. The transcript has a single exon. The coding region runs from base 1 to 1047 and encodes 348 amino acids. Gene Ontology annotation, molecular function: protein binding; molecular adaptor activity. NCBI's taxonomy places the organism in Eukaryota, Fungi, Ascomycota, Saccharomycetes, Saccharomycetales, Saccharomycetaceae. Gene Ontology annotation, cellular component: TRC complex; membrane. Gene Ontology annotation, biological process: post-translational protein targeting to endoplasmic reticulum membrane.